UAUCUGGGGUCAUAAAAAGAUGCGAUUCUUUGUCUCGCACAUGUGGAGAUAAUUAUUCAUUAGUUGACAUUGAGUUUUACCAGUAGUUCAGGUCUUCCCCUGAAGCAACUUUUUUCAGUGUCGAUGGAGAAUAAGAAGCGACGAAAUCCAACGUUUGUCAUCAGAAAUCGUUGAGUCUUCUAUUCGACAACUUCACUGAUUUCCAGUUACGGAAAAUAAACAUCGACAGCAUGCAGGCAUUUUGCGUUAAACUAUGGCCACUGCUUUUGGCAGCUUGUUUGUGGUCAACCGUCCAGUGUGAUCCCGAACCGCGACGUGAUUUUUCACUUCCAAAUGGAGCACCACCUCCAUUCAAUCCCCGGUCGAGGCCACCGCAGCCAUGGGUUCCGAAGCCUUUUCCGGUUCGAUUCCGCCGGUCCCCCCAGGGCUCAGUCCAAGGUGGCGUCACCAUCCCUGAGCACGGACGUCCUCAGCUCAACUUGGAUUACAACCACAAGAUAAUUGAUGAUGGGAAAUCAACAUUGAAUGGAUUCGGUGGAGUUUCCAGCCCGGAUCUGAGACACUUCCAGCCUCAUGCCGGAGUCAAUUACGAGUACAGGCCCAACAAUGAUUUCUUCGUGAGGGGUCAAGGAAGCGUGCAGCCGCUGCCAGGCGGACGAUUCGACCCACAAAUCGGGGUGGGAAUGGGCUGGAGAUUCCGUCGUUCCCCACAGGGCUCAGUCCAAGGAGGCGUCACCAUUCCUGAGCACGGACAUCCUCAGCUCAACCUGGAUUACAACCAGAAGCUGAUUGAUAAUGGAAAAUCAACAUUGAACGCUUUCGGUGGUGUUUCGACUCCAGAUAUGAAACACUUCCAGCCGCAUGCUGGACUGAAUUACGAGUACAAACCCAACAAUGAUUUCUUCGUGAGGGGUCAAGGAAGCGUGCAGCCGCUGCCAGGCGGACGAUUCGACCCACAAAUCGGGGUGGGAAUGGGCUGGAGAUUCCGUUGAAAUCUAAAUUUACAUGUCUGAUUAUGAUCUGAAAUUAUUCUGUCUGCCAAAUUAUUAUUGACAAUUUGUUAUUUAUGAAUAAAUUAUUUAUUCACAGUG
Molecule: messenger RNA, 1091 nt
Organism: Diachasma alloeum
Lineage: Eukaryota; Metazoa; Arthropoda; Insecta; Hymenoptera; Braconidae
Exons: 3
Coding region: 231-992 (253 amino acids)
Source: RefSeq, a predicted model, not a curated record